Messenger RNA from Megachile rotundata (alfalfa leafcutting bee), 4626 nucleotides. RefSeq names its product Hecw ubiquitin protein ligase (gene Hecw). Gene Ontology annotation, molecular function: protein binding; ubiquitin protein ligase activity. NCBI's taxonomy places the organism in Eukaryota, Metazoa, Arthropoda, Insecta, Hymenoptera, Megachilidae. The record is from RefSeq and is a predicted model, not a curated record. Gene Ontology annotation, cellular component: cytoplasm. Gene Ontology annotation, biological process: protein ubiquitination; regulation of dendrite morphogenesis; ubiquitin-dependent protein catabolic process.
UUCCUUUAAGCAUUAUCUGGUAUUGAUUUUAAACUUAGAUAUACAUCCUUUUUGUUUUUACAAAAAAUAGUGAUGAAAUAUAUUGUGCACUUUAUAUGUGAUACAAAACGAUACAGUACAAUUUAAAUUAAAGGAAGAAGAUUAAAAAGAUAGAAUUAAUUUCAACGUAGAGUUAAUUCUAAGAAAUAACUGAAUAGUUUUAUUGAUAAUCUCAAUCAUAUGUCGUUUCAAAUGACCAAUAAGAUAAAGCUACUAUUCAUGAUUGAUGCACAUGAAAAACCAGGAUAUGACACUGCGAAAAGUUACCAGACACAGUCUGCUAUAACUUUUCUGUCAAACUAACGCGUUCUUCGAUGUAUCCGUGUAAUGAGAGUAAAUGAAUAUGUAAAUGUGAUGUAAAAUGUCUUUACCAUGGUGUUUCAUUUAAAAUAUCUGGAAAAAUGUAAUAUAUGCAGCAAUAUAUUUAAAUAGAAUUGAUUGGUACUAUGUUGUAAAAAAUGCCAUCUGAAAUUAAUGUUAAAGAUACGGCUUGUGGGAAAGAUAAUGGAGGAGAUGAGACUGAAGAACACGACACAUUAUUAACACUUGGUACAACAAAUGAAGGAUCCCCAGCUGCUAUAAAACAUGUGGAAACCACUGCUGUGAAAAGUAGUAGUAAACAGAUAUAUGGUUCUGGCAUUGAAAAUGAUUUUAUGGAACAAGCUGAAAGUGUUUCUUUACCUUUAGACCUAAACCAUGUAUCAAAUGAAAAUGGUUUACAGCAAACAGAAGUGAUUGAUAAUACAAAUGAUACUAAUGCUUCAAAUUCUUUUGAAGAGCCAAGUACAUGUUCUGAAUCAAAAUGUAAUAGGGAAAGCACGGUUUUAAAGACUGUCGCUACAACAUCUACAAUAGCUAGUGAAAUUGAAAAUAGUAGUAAUGUUUCAAAUAAAGUGGGUAAUGAUAUUGCGCCAAACUUGAGUGAAAGAUUUGUAUCAUUACCUCAUAAAAAUUUAACAAGAAAGAAAUGUUUUCUGGUCAGUACUGAUAACAAUCCUGGAAAAGUAACAACUGUUUCAGAACAGUUACCUUUAUCCUCCAGAAACAUGAUUAGAAAGAAACAAUUUUUUAGCAAAGAUUUACAGUCCAGUAGCACAGAAUCGCAAUAUGAGCAAAAUACAAGAGAUAGGCACAACAAUAAUGAAAGUGAUGUACUUGGUACUAAUAACAGGGAUUCUAUGAAAGAUGCCUGUAGUUUACCUCUGGAUAGUAUAGCUUCGUGUAGUUCUAGUGAACAGUCACAAUUUCACAAUACUUCAAUACAUGAAGUUCACAACAAUGAAAUUGCCAAUGCACAUAAAUUAUUAAAUUUAACUGAGAAUAAUAACAAAAAUACAAGUGAAAAUUUAAGCAAACUAAAUGAACCUGGUAGUUCGCAUUCUCAUACAUCAAAAAGUGUGCCAAAAUCAUCAAAUAAUUUGGCAGACUUAGUACAUUGUAAUGAUAUUUCGAAGAAACCAUUUAAACUGCCAAUUUUAGAAAAUUUACCUGGAACUGCCAGUGCCCAUCAAACAGAACUUGAAGAAAAUGCUGUUGCACUUUUGGAACCAUCAUCCUCUAAAGGUUUAGAAAUAGAACCUCGAUCUUCAAAUAGUAGCGAUGCAAGUAAUUCUGAUACAGAAUCACAACAAGCAGUUUUAGGUCAUAAUGGGACCAAAAAGAGGCCAUGUGAUAUGAAUGGUAUUGUAACAAAAGAAGGUGUGGAAUAUUAUCAAUUAUGGCGGAGUUCAGAAGGUUUUUCAUUUCCGGAAGGUUUAUAUGAAACAUUGUACCCAAAUCCUCCACCACUUCCACCACGGGUAACGCACAAACUUUUACACAGAAGCAAUGCUUUGCCAACUGGUCCGCCAGAAUUACCCAAAAGACAUCUUCAAAAAUACUCUGCACCUUUGCACCCAGAAGAUUGCUUUGGAUUUGAAAUUGUAGAUGUUGAUGAAGCUUCUAAUUCAAAGUCACGAAAAGCUGUUACGAAAAGCAUAGCAUUGUUAAGUUCACCCAGAGCACAUAGGCCAUUGGAGAGACCAGAAACCGGAUUGACAAAUCAGAUGGAAUGUCCACCAACACCUACACAUCGUCCUAAACCAUUACGUCCAUUACCGAUGUGCCAAACAUCCAAUGUACCAGUUUCCUCCGAAGAACCUCUACCUCCAUCAUGGGAAGCAAGAAUCGAUAGCCACGGUCGAGUGUUUUACAUAGAUCAUAUUAAUCGAACUACGACUUGGCAGAGGCCCAAUUUAACAACACGAAACACCGGUUGCGAUCUUCGAAGGCAGCAAUUAGAUCGACGUUAUCAGAGCGUUCGUCGAACUAUAUCCCGGCCAGAUAAUAUUGAUCGUGAACCGACUAGCUCGCAAUAUGCAAACGGGAAUAAUUUCGAAAAUGCUGAUCGAUCUAACGAACGAACUGAAAGAAACGAUUCUGAACCGUUUGAUAUUACCAUGAGCCCUCCAGUAUUGUUUCUAAUAAGGCCCGACUUUUUUACAGUAUUACAUGGUAAUACGGAGGCAGUAGAAUUGUAUAAUCGGAAUUCCAGUUUAAAACACAUGAUCAGUAGAAUCAGAAGAGACAAGGCAGUCUUUCCCAGAUACGAGCAUAACAGAGAUUUAGUUGCACUGAUAAAUUUAUUUGCCGAUCCAAAUAAGGAACUUCCAAGAGGUUACGAAUCAAAACUUGACAGAACAGGCAAAAGAUUUUUUAUUUGUCACGCCAGAAAAGCAACGUCUUUCAUCGAUCCAAGAUUACCUACCGAACCAACACAUACUCGGGCAUUAUUAGACGAAGCACCAGUACCACCACCUAGACCGCAACAAUCAGCUAUUACAACUGCACCCGAAAUACCUGUAGCUUAUAAUGACAAAGUUGUUGCCUUUUUACGCCAACCCAACAUAAUGGAUAUAUUAAAAGAAAGGCACUCGGCAUUAGGACAAAAUAUUGCACUUCGAGAAAAAGUCAAUACUAUAAGAAUUGAAGGCACAACUGCUUUACAACGAUUGGGUCACGAUGUACCACUAGCUUUAUUGUUAAGCUUAUUUGAGCAGGAAAUUAUGUCAUAUGUACCUGGAAAUGUGGGCAGAUCUCCGCUGGGUAGUCCACAUGCUUCACCUGGCUUAACGAGAGCAUCUGCAAGAGCCCCAGCUCCGUAUAGGAGAGAUUUUGAAGCUAAACUUAGAACAUUUUACAGGAAACUAGAAAGUAAAGGAUAUGGCCAAGGUCCAGGAAAGUUAAAGUUGCACAUUAGAAGAGAGCAUCUCUUAGAAGAUGCCUUCACUCGCAUUAUGGCUGCUUCAAAGAAAGACUUACAGAAAGGCAAAUUAGUAGUAAUGUUUGAUCAUGAAGAAGGUUUAGAUUACGGUGGACCAUCUCGAGAAUUUUUCUUUCAUCUGUCACGUGAACUUUUUAAUCCUUAUUACGGAUUAUUUGAAUAUUCUGCUAAUGAUACUUAUACCGUGCAAGUAUCACCAAUGUCAGCAUUCGUCGAUAAUUACCAUGAUUGGUUCAGAUUCUCGGGCAGAGUUUUGGGAUUAGCAUUAGUUCAUCAGUAUUUGCUUGAUGCCUUUUUCACGAGACCAUUUUACAAAGCUCUUUUGAGAAUACCAGCUAGCCUGAGUGAUUUGGAAAGUUUAGAUCAAGAGUUUCAUCAAAGUUUAAUGUGGAUCAAAGAGAAAGAUAUUAGCAUUGAAUCAUUAGAAUUGACAUUCUCCGUAACGGAGGAAUUAUUAGGACGAGUAGCUGAACGCGAAUUAAAACCCGGAGGUAGAAAUAUUCCGGUAACUGAGAAAAAUAAAAAAGAAUAUCUUGAAAGAGUUGUGCGUUGGAGACUUGAGCGUGGUGUUGCUGAACAAACGGAAUCAUUGGUUCGUGGAUUUUAUGAAGUUGUAGAUCCACGGUUAGUAUCCGUUUUUGAUGCACGGGAAUUAGAAUUGGUGAUAGCUGGAGCAGCCGAAAUUGAUCUUAAUGAUUGGAGAACACAUACAGAAUAUAGAAGUGGUUAUCACGACGCUCAUCCAGUAGUAGAAUGGUUUUGGAGUAGCAUAAGUCGAUUUACUAAUGAACAACGAUUGAGACUAUUACAAUUUGUUACUGGUACAUCAAGCAUUCCAUAUGAAGGAUUUGCAGCUUUACGUGGGUCUACAGGACCGCGGAAAUUUUGCAUUGAAAAAUGGGGGAGACCAAACAGUUUGCCCAGAGCUCACACAUGCUUUAAUCGCUUGGAUCUUCCACCGUAUCCUACACCUGAGAUUUUAUAUGAAAAGCUUUUAUUGGCAGUAGAGGAAACAAAUACCUUUGGGAUAGAAUAAAACAAGUUUAUUACGAUUACAGCAAAUAUAUAAUGGUAUAACGGAAACAUGAAGCUUCAUAUUAUUUAAAUGAAGUAUUUCAUUAUGGAUGUAAAGGUAUACUCGUCGCGUAAUUUAUCGUUCAUAAAUGAUUGGAUUUUUAAGAUCAUUACAAUCAAAACUGUAUCAAAAUGUAAAUAUCGAAGAGAAAAAACAGUUGCGCAUAUUUUGAAAAUUUUAAAUAUUGUAUACAUGUUGCUGUAAUCUAUUUAUAUUAUAAAAACUGAAUUAUAAUUCGCGAAGUAAAUGA